Messenger RNA from Hemiscyllium ocellatum (epaulette shark), 3355 nucleotides. Its product is annotated as H-2 class I histocompatibility antigen, Q9 alpha chain-like. Gene Ontology annotation, cellular component: external side of plasma membrane. The coding region runs from base 119 to 1144 and encodes 341 amino acids. NCBI's taxonomy places the organism in Eukaryota, Metazoa, Chordata, Chondrichthyes, Orectolobiformes, Hemiscylliidae. The record is from RefSeq and is a predicted model, not a curated record. Gene Ontology annotation, biological process: immune response. The transcript has 7 exons.
CUGAGCGCGCAGAUACAGGGUUUAAUAUCAGUCUCGGACACUGUUUCACAGGCCAAGAAAGUCCGCUAGAGUAUGAUUCCUCACCAAUUUCUCCUCCUGAACUGCAACUGAAAUCGCAAUGAUUGGACUGUUAGUGCUGGGUCUUCUGUGUGGAAAGCUUUGUGCCGACACUCACUCUCUCCGGUACUUCUUCACUGCUAUGACUCCAGAUCCUGCUUUCCCGCAGUUUGUGAUUGUUGGUUAUGUGGAUGGAGUCCAGUUUGUUACAUAUGACAGUGAUCAGAAGAAUUUGAUCCCCCGGGAACAGUGGAUGGUGGUGAGCGAGGGGCCUGAGGCCUGGAAACGGAAACUAUCUCUUGCUCGGGAGCAGGAAAGGAAUUUCAAAAACGCUGUUCUGAGCUUGAAGUCACGGAACAACCAAACAGAUGGGAUCCAUACGUAUCAAAUGAUGACCGGCUGUGACCUGAGUGCUGAUGGGAUGACAAGUGGAUUCAACCAAUAUGGAUGGGAUGGACAAGACAUCCUCAGCUUGGAUAAAAAUCAUAUGGUGUGGGUGACCCCAGUCUCCUGGGGAGAAAGUAUCAAGAACAGGUGGGACCAGGAUGUGGUGGACAAUCAGCGGUGGAAGCAUUACCUCGAUGUGGAAUGUAUUGAUUGGCUGAAGAGAUACUUGGAGUAUGGACAGCGACAACUGAAAGUCGUUCCCCCUGACGUGUCCUUUACCAGUCUGGGUGAUUCUAACUGGCUGUCCUGUCUCGUCACUGGGUUUUACCCACAAGCCAUCGAGGUGACUCUGUGGAGGGACGAAGUGUUGAUCGAUGAGACCCUGUCCACAGGGAUCUUACCCAAUCACAACAGGACUUAUCAGAUCCGGAAAUGGGUGGGGUUUAAUCCAGAGGAUCAGGCCGAGUAUUCCUGUCAGGUGGAGCACAGUGGGCUGGAGGAGACGCUGGUGGUAAUUUAUGUCCCGACAUCUCGCUCCCAGGUUCCCAUGACUGUCUGGAUUCUACUUGGGGUCGUUGGGAUCGUUGCUCUUGCUGUUGCGGCUGUCUUCAUCUACAAGAAGAAAGAGGAAGUGAAGAAUAGCUACGAUCCCACAAACACUGAUGAUAGGACACCCUCAGACGGUUCUGCCAAUACCUAAGAUACUACUAGUGUUGGUCAAAAGUGAGAAGAAUGUUGUAUCUGGGAUAUUGGAGCUGGUGUUAACUGCAAUCCGAAGGGAGAACUUUGAGCUCCGUGACUGUCUCCCUGCUGUCAAAAAAAGACCACUCAUACAGUUCAACACUGACCUUUAAGACUUACCUUCUGGAAAUAGUUGCUACAGUAUGGGCCUGAGCUUUAAGAUGUAUUAGAGGUGGGGUUUGGCAGAAAGAAAAAUCUGGAAACUACUCAUUGUGGAUAAGAUAAAAUUUUAAAAAACUGCAGAUGCUGGAAAUCUGGAAUCAAAAGGAAGCAGACAUUGCUGGUAAAACUCCACAGGUCAGGUAGCAAAUGUGGAGAGAGAGCAGAGUUAACGUUUUGGGUCCAGUGACCCUUCUUGGGAACUGAAGGUUUUUUAAAAUUCACUCAUGAUGUGGUCAUUGCUGCUGGGCCAGCAUUUCUUGCUGUCCUAGUUACCCUUGAAGGUGGCAGCAAUUUACCUUCUUGAAUUGUUGCAAUCCAUCUGCUAUAGGUAAACCCACAAUGUCCUUAGAAAAAGACUUCCAGAACUCUGUUCCAGCAUCACUGAAGGAACGGUAAAAUAUUUCCAAGUUGGGGUGAUGAGUGGCUUGGAGGGAAACUUGCAGAUGAUGGUGUUCCCAUGUAUAUGCUGCCCUUGUCCUUCCAGAUGGAAGUGGUCAUAUGUUGGAAAGGUAUUGUCAAAGAAUGGUUGGCAAACCUCUGCAGGUCAUCUUGCAUAGAUCGUACACUGCUACUGUACAUCUGGUGGUGGAAGGAGUGAAAGUUUGUGGAUGCAAGUAGCUUGGAAAAGAUGUUGUAUGUGCUGCAUACAGGGAUAGGAGUGAUGGAUGGAGAUGCAGAGAGAGAAUGACCAUUAGAUUGACCAAGAAAUGAAUGAUCACAUGCAAGAGAGAAAGAAAAAUUGCUGGUUGUGGGGAAUAUAAGUAGGUGAAAAUGGGUUAGCUGUGCUGAAAGCAGACCAUGCUGUGACAGGCUGGAUUAUGUGAGUAGGAAAAGGACAUAGAAAGUGCUCAGGUUCUAAAAUGUUUGAACUCCUUUUUGAGUCCUGAAGACUACCUGGUUCCCAAGCCACCUUUCCUGUUUGGCCUCUUGCAUUGAAAUAAAUAAAGUUUAAUUUAUCAUCCUACCUUGUUCUCUGCUUUGUCCCUGCAUGACCUGACUGUUUGACUCACUCCAUUCCUGAACUGUAACAGUCUCAGCCUGAGCUACAAAUCUUCUCGAAACCUGCUGUUCAUAUAGAUGACAAAAAGCAGUGGACCCAGCACCAAGUCUUGUAGCACACCACUGGUCACAGACCUCCAGUCUCAAAAGCAACCCUCCAUCACCACCAUGCUGUCUUCUACCUUCAAGCCAGUUCUGUAUACAAAUGGCUAGGUCUCCCUGUAUUUUGAGAUCUAACCUUAAUAACUAGUCUACCAGGAGGAACCUUGGCGAAUGCCUUGCUGAAGUCCAUAUAGAUCUCGUCCACCACACUUCUCUCAAUCAUUUUCAUUACUCCUUCAAAAAACACAGUCAAGUUUGUGAGAAAUUAUUUCCCUUGCACAAAGCCAUGCUGACUACCCCUAAUCAGUCCAUGCUAUUCCAAUUGCAUGUAAAUCCUGUUCCUCAGGGUUGCCUCCAACAACUUGCCCACCAAUGUAAGGCUCACUGGUCUAUUGUUCUCUGCCUUUUCCUCACCACCUUUCUUAAAUAGUGGCACCAUGUUAGCCAACUUCCAGUCUUCCAGCACUUCACCUGUGACUAUAAAUGAUACAAAUCUAUAUGAAUAGCGGGUUUUGAGAAGAUUUGUAGCUCAGGUUGAGGUUCUGGAUGUAAGUUUUCUCGCUGACCUGGAAGGUUCAUUUUCAGACGUUUUGUCACCAUACUAGGUAACACCUUCAGUGAACUAGCACGCUUUCUAUUUAUAUGUUUCGGUUUCCUUGGGUGGUUGAUGUCAAUUCCUGUUCAUUUUCUGAAGGAGUGGUAAAUGGGGUCCAAGUCUAUGUGUUUGCUGAUAGACUUCCAGUUGGAAUGCCAUGCUUCUAGAAAUUCUCAUGCAUGUCUCUGUUUGGCUUGUCCUAGGAUAAAUGUGUUGUCCCAGUUGAAGUGGUGUCCUUCCUCAUCCGUAUGUAAAGAUACUAGUGAGAGUGGGUCAUGUCUUUUUGUGGCUUACAAAUGUUCAUGUAUCCUG